Molecule: messenger RNA, 7986 nt
Organism: Hansenula ciferrii
Lineage: Eukaryota; Fungi; Ascomycota; Saccharomycetes; Phaffomycetales; Wickerhamomycetaceae
Gene: FMP27
Product: Fmp27p
Exons: 1
Coding region: 1-7986 (2661 amino acids)
Source: RefSeq, a predicted model, not a curated record
AUGGAUAAUGUUAAAUUUUCAAUAGUUUUAAAUGAUGUGGAUUUGAAAAUUAAAAAUGUUGAUAAAGAUGAGGAUGAUUAUAGUCGACAAGAUGAAUAUAAGAGUUUUUUAAAUCAAGAUCCUGGUGAAUUGGAUCCAAAUACACCAUUACAUAUUUUCCCUCAAAAUUUUAUAAUUAAAAGUUUAAUUGAACUUUAUUUAUUAUAUUUUAGAUUUGUUGGGUUCAAAUUUUCAAAUUUAUCAAUAAAUUUUGAAAAAUUAGGCUUGAUAACAAAUAUUGAUCAUAUUUUUACAGAGAUUAAAGUUAAUCGUUCUAAAAAAAAGAGAAAUUUUGGUGCAACACUAAGACUUUUCCAUCAAUCAAUUAAUGGUAUUGAGAUAUUUGAUGCUUUCACAAUAGGUUGUAAUGGUGCUCUAGAUUUUAAAACUGGUGAACUUUCCAAAAUAAAUUUAGAUGUUGAAAUGAGAAAUUUAUCAAUUCCAAUAUUAUCGAUAAUUAAAACUUUACCUAAAAAGACAAAGCACAAGAAACAACAAUGGGAACCUGAAAGUGAUGAAUUCUGUUCUUAUUCCCUAGCUAAAAUGAAUAAAAAACUUUAUAUUUUUUGUUAUUUCAUUAAACUUAUUGAGAAAAUUGAUGUUGCUUUUCAAAAUAUGUCAAUUAAUGAAAUUCCAUUAGGUGAUAUGGAACAAAUUCAAUCAUCAAAUUAUGAACCUUUGGUGAAGUUUGAAUUAAAAAUUAAUGCAUUUGCCUUAACUUGUCAAAGAAUGUAUUUUGAUUCUCCAGGUUAUGGAUUAACAUAUACUUAUGAAGAUAAACCAUUUCAUUUGAUUUAUAAUUUUACAGAAAUUUGCUUUGCAAUGCAAUCCCCAAAACAAGAUGAAUAUAAACCAAUCCUCACGGUACCAGUUAUGAACUUUACUGGUUCUUCAAAUGUUUAUUUCCAAACUUUAGAAGCUUCCAAAAAUAAUACACAUUCAGAUGGGAAAUUAUUAAUAACUGGACAUUUAUCAGAUUUAAUAUUGGAUUUAUCUUCUGAUGAUGUGGCAAAUAUAGUACUAGCUGCUUUAGAUUUUUUGAAAGUAAAGAAAGAAUUUUUAUUUAAACAAGGUGUACCAACUUCUUCUGAAACUUCUAAUUCAAAAGUUCGUUCAAUGUUUUGGUUUGGUGCUUUCCCAAAAUUAUGGCCAAAAUUUGAUGUGAAAUUAAGUAUAGAAAAUCCAAUUAUCCUAGUGAAAAAUCCAAUUCUUGAUCAAUUUUAUAGAAUAUUGGUGUUAAGAUUUGCUUUAGUUUCUGUUCAAUUUAGAACUGAAAAAACUGUUGAUCAAGAUGAUAAUAUAAAUUUCUCAGCUUCACAAAUUAUAAAUCUUUCAAAUGCUAAAAUAAAAUUUAGAAAUACUCAUGAAAAAAUUGAUGUUGAAGUUUUAAAACUAGAAGGUAUUGAUUUAAAACAAACAAUUAACAUAUUACCUCAACUUUUGGUAACAACUUCACUAAUAUCAAAUUCCACCAUAUUAGAUGCAUCAGAUAUCAAUGUUUUACAUGGUAUAAACUCAUUAAUGAGUGACUUGUAUUGGAAAAUCAGACCACUUGUUGAUCAAUUCAAACUUGAUACUGGUGGUUAUUGUUUACCUGAAUCUAAACCUCCUGUUUCUCAACCAAAAACCUCUAAAUCUAAUGAUUAUAUAGGAGAAGAAUCAUUUGAUGAUAUUAUACCACCUUGGCUUUCACAUGUUGUUUUCAUAUCCAAUAAUACUGAAGUGCUCUUAGGUUCAAGAUCGUUAUUAAUACCCAAAGAGCUUGUGAAAAAUAUUGAUCCUUUAAGUGAAAAUGAUUUAAUUAAUGGUGAUUUAAGAAAAGUUGGAUUUUCUAUUGAGAAAUGGACAAUUGGGUUUAUAUCUCAAGCUGCUAAAACAGAUUAUGAUAGCUCAACAUCUUCUCCAUCUUCAUUAGAAGAUGAUGACAAAGGUUUAUUAGAUUCAUUAGCUGAAAAUGAAUCACUUAAAGAUAGUUGGAACUUGAAAAUUGAAUCUUCACAUAUCGUGGGGAAAAUUCAUUCAGAAAGCUCACAUAAAAAUAAUAAAUUGGUUGAAAAAUCAUUCAUGAAAAUUCCAUCUUCAGUUUUAACUGUGAAUCCAAAUCCUGAUAAUAAUAGUGUUUUAAUGAUUGAUUUCAGUCUCGGUAAAGUUGAUAUGUUUUAUUCUGUAAUCACACAUUUUAUAAUCAUUUCAAGUUUCCAUCUUUUAAGAAAUACCGUUCUUGAAUUUUUCCAAUAUAAAAAGAAUCCAGAAGUUGAAGCUAUUCCAUCAUGUGGACCACCAAAGAAGAAAAAAUCAGCAAAAGAUAUUUUGGAUAAAAUACAAUUCACAUUCAAUAUUGAUUAUUUAGAACUCAUAUUUGUUUUCCCAGAUAGAUUGAAGUUGAGAUUAGAAUUCAAUAAGCUGAAUGCCCUUUCAUUAUCCAAUAAGCCAAUAUUAAUAAAUUCACAUUACCUUCGUAUAUGUGCUGAAUCACCAACUACUGCUGGUUAUUGGGCUAGAAUUUUGACUGCAGUGAAUGGAUCAACAACUGUAAAUAUUGAAGAUAUACUUAAUAAGGAUAUAGAAAAAGUCUGGUUUGAUUUAUCUAAUGAAAGUUGUCAUUUAAUUAUUCCUCAUCAAUUUAUUAUUUAUAAAGUUUUUGAUAAUAUUUCAGUUUCUAUAAAGACUUUGAAACAAUUACAUUAUUCAUUGAAAAAUAAUACAGAUGAAAUUAUCAUAAAUCCUCAUGCAAAACCAGCUGAAAAGAUACCAAGAACUAGGCUUAAAUCAUCAAGAUUAUUUUUCAGUAUGGAUGAUGAUCCAUUUGAAGCUGAAUUGAAUAUGAUAUUCCAAGUUGGUUUAUCAGAACAAAAGAUGCGUUAUGAAAAAACCAAACUUUUCGAUGCUAGGCUGAGAGAAGAAAUACAAAAUAAUAGACAAAGAUCAACAAAAUCUAAUACAUUCCCUGUCAAUUUUAUUUCAAAUGAUGUUCAUAGUGAUUUGCCAACACUUUCAAAAAGAAAGAAAUUUCAAAAGUUUAAACCGCCAACUUUUUCAUCUAUUCAUCAUGCAGCUUCUAUGGAUGCAAUUUUCUCAAAUGGAAAACAAAAUGGUUCUGAAAAUGAUAGUAAUAACCAACAACAACAACAACAAUCACUAAAUUUCCAUAAAAUGUUUGAUGCUAAGGAGAAAGCUUUAGAGAAACUGUACAAACUUCGUGAAGGUUUCUCAAAAUCAUGGAUUGCUAGAAUUCGAGCUUUUAAAAAGAAUCAAGAACGAGAAUUUCAACAAAAUUUCAAAUUUUUAUGGGGAAAUUUAGAUUUAUCUCGUUUAUCUGAGGAUUUCAAUAGAAAAGUGUUAGAUUUUGUUACCGCUCCAUCAUUAUUUAGCUUGAUUUUAGAAGGUGUUGAUUUAAAAAUUGGUCCACCAUCUUAUGGAUAUGAAAAAAUACCUGAUUUCUUACAUGAUGUUGGUAAAGGUAAACCUAAAGAUAGUGAAUACUCAACUUUGAUACCUAUUCAUAUGGAUUUGAGAUUAGAUGAGUUAAGAUGUCAUUUGAGAGAUUAUCCUUUGCCAUUCAUUUACAUGCCUAAAGUUAAAGGUCCAGAAUCUGGUACAUUACCAGCUGUACAGAUACAUGGUGAUAUUGUUAUUGGUGAAAAUACCAUCAAGUCACAUAAAGAAGUCAGAGAAGUUUUUGUUCCAUUGGUUCCAGGUUGUAAUGAAUUUGAUAAAGAUGAUCGUUAUUCUAUUGAGAUUCCAAAAACUCUGACAUCUAUCAAAUUUUAUACAAUGCUGGAUUUAGAUUUGAACUCAUCAGAUACCACAAAAGUUACAUGGGGUACAUCAUAUCAACCAUGUAUUCAACAAAUCAUGUUGAAUCUUGAUAAUUUCACAAAACCACCUAUUGAUCCUUCUGAUAAAGUUGGAUUUUGGGAUAAGAUAAGAGCUAAUUUCCAUGCAAGAAUGAAAUUGAAUUGGAAUAGAGGUGGUAGAUUUGAUGUGUUGUUCAAAGGUACAAAGAACCCUUAUGAUAUAUGUGGUAAAGCUGCUGGUUUCAUUCUUGGUUUCAAAGAUGAUGUUGUUGUCAAUAUUAAUGAGAAAGAUGAUCCUCGAGAGUUCUUAGCUACUACUGCUCAAGAGUUGAUCUUUGCUGUCCCUAAUCAUAUUGCAGAACCUUUGUUAGUUUGGUCAAGAGAAACUGAGAAAUCUGUUUUCCUUGCUAACCAGAACACCAACUAUCAAAGCUCUACUUAUGGUUUCUAUUUUGGCAAUGAUGAAAUCCCAGAUGAAGCAGAAGUUGAAAUAAUGACUGAGCAUUAUUUGGAAAAAGUUGCAAUAAGAUUAUCUGGUGGUGUUAAAUUCAAUCUAGCACUUGCUUUUGAAAGAAAGACUGAUGAUGGUAAUGAUAGAACCAGUAAUUUUAUUUCACAUGAUGAAAUCACGUUGGUGAACCCUAAAUAUGUUGAAGAUAGAGAUGCUUAUGAUGCUUAUCAUCAUUUCAGAAGUCAUUUCAUUCAUAUGGGUAUUACUUUGAUAUCAGAAAGUGAUAUUGCAUACAACACUAUUCAGUUAACCCCAGCUACUUUCCAACAUUUCUUUGCGUUCUGGCGUAUGUUUUCAAAUACAUUCCCUGUACGUCAUGGUAAAUUAUUUGGUCCAGAGAAACCUACCAAGAAGUUUGCUCGUCAUUUGUUCACUAUUAAGUAUAAAGCUAUUGCAAAUCCAUUAUUCAUUUCACAUGUAUAUCAUGAUCAUGAAUCUGAUUCUCAAGACCAAGAUAAAUUUGCAUCAGUUGGUAUGAAAGCUCGUGCAUCUCAAUUUACUCUAGAUCUACAUCAGCGUAAAGAAUUAUCAUAUGAACAUAACCAACAAUUAGGUGUCACCAAAAAAAUUAUGAAAAUGGGGUUCAAUAGUGGUAGUAUUAGUAUGUCAGAUUUGGAUUUGAGAACUAUACAUGGUAAAUUCGAGUUGAAUAAAGAUUUGACUAUGGCUAAAAGAAGAGCUUCUGGUUACAAAAUGGAAGAUAACCAUGAGGUUGAGGUUAUGGAUGGUGACAAGUCUUGGUUUGAUAUUCAUGAUUUUACAGAGAUUGGUACUGCAACUUUGGAUGGGUUCAAGAGUAAAGUUAUGAUACAUCCUCUAAUGUAUACACCAAGUUUUAUGUAUUACAAGAAAAAUGAUCACGGGGAUAAAUAUCAAAUAAAUUUUGAUACUGGUAAAAGAACAAGACCUUUUGGGGAUGAAAGCUUCCAUGAAUGUCUAGUUCAUGAAAAUAACUCGGCUAUAGUUCAACAAGAAUCUCUAGCUGAAAGACUUGAACAGCUAAGAUCUAAGAGAAAUGAAAAAGUACAGGAUAUUGAGAAGUUGAACAAUGUAUCAUCACAUACUCCAGAAAUUAGACGCCAAAUUGAUCAAAUGCGUAUCGAAAUCAAAAGGUUAGAACAUGGAUUAAAAUUUGUUCAAGAUAUUGCAUUAGCAUAUCAGUCGAGAUCUCCUGAUGAUAUAGUUGAGAACUCAUCUUUUGAUUUCUUUGUUAAUGAUGAUUUUGAUAAAUCUCCUUUCAAAAACAAAUUUAUUAUACACAAUAUGUUGUUGAAAUGGAAUGAUAGUAAUAGGGAUGUUGUUUAUAAGUAUGUCUACUUGUUUGAAUUAAGACAAGAAAUAUCAAGAUAUAUGCAACAUAGAUCAAUGGGUCAAAUUGAUGAUAUUAUUGAAACACAAGAGCGUCGUGCAAAUGGCACAGGGGUAUCAAGAUCCGGUACGCAUGUGACACAAGCCACGUAUGAAUCUCAAAAUGGUGUUGACAAUGAUCAUGGACAUGGAUAUAGCAAAAGUAUUGCAGAAACUCGUGCUUCAGAAAAAUUGAAAAAUUUUGAAGAUGAAUUGUAUAAUUUAUCAUUUGAUCUAUCAUGCAUUGUUCAAGAAAAUUUCUUACUCAAGUUUAUUACUCCACAAAUUCAAUUACAAAGUGAAAGUAAUAAAAAUUCAGCUGUUUUAGUCGUAUCUCCAAAUAUUGAAUUGAAAGUUUUGGCAUUUGAUGUUAAUGAAACUGAUAAUGAAUAUCAUGAAAAUAUAAUUGAGAAAAGAUUUGGUGCUAUCCUUACUGAUGCAAGUGCAUUUGUGUUUUAUGCUGAUGACAAAACGAUUAGAGAUAAUUUAUUCUUUAGUAAUUCAACUUAUGGAUCUGAAAAGGCAUGGCCACCUUGGUUAGGUGUUGAAUUAUGUUAUGAUGGAUCAGCAUUGAAAAAUAAUAUGUUGAUUGAGAAAAAUUCAAUUAUUGUUAGAUAUGAUAAACCAGAUGAUUCGUUUUUUGCAAAUGAGAGGGAUAAUAGUAUCAAUAAAUUAAGUUGUGAUUUAUCUGAAGCUAUUUUCAGAUGUGAUGCAAGACAAUAUUAUUCAUUAUAUAAUAUGAUUAUGAAUUUGUUAAUUUAUAAUGAACCAAGAAAUCAAAAAUUAAAGGAACGUGAAGCUAAAAUGUUGUUAAGAUUAGAUGUUAAUGACAUUUCAAACUUAAAGGAUCGUAUUGUUAGCUUACAAGAUUCAAUUAGACAAAUGACUAUGAUUCAAAAUAAUUUGAAUGGUAGAAGAACAAUAUUGGAUGAUGUUGAAAGAAAUGAUUUACUUGUUGUUACAAAUCAAAAAGCUGAUGCUGUUAUAGAAGUUUAUUUAUUGAUGCGUGUUGCUUUAAUGGGUGGUCGUCAAUCUAAGACAUCUGAUGAUUAUCUUGAAUGGAAUAUUAGAGCAGAUGAUAUUAAAUUACAUAUGCUUGAUGAAGAUAGAUUACCAUUCUUGGAUGCAAUUUUAACAAACUCACAUUUUAAAAGAGUUGAAGGUUCAGAUCGUUCAGAUAGUAAUUUUGUUUCAAUUGAACGUGUCGAAUUACUGAAUUUAGAAGAUCGUGCAGAAUUACCUAUUCUAUUUGCCCCAUAUGAUAUUCAUAAAAAAUCAUAUAAACAACAUCCAAAGGGUAAAAAUUCAAAAUCUAAAGAGAAGUCUAAACCUAUGAUUCAAGUUUCUUGGAGAAUGGAUAAUCCAGUUGGUGGUAUUAGAGUUAUUAGAAGAUUUGAAGUUGAAUUAGAACCAUUAGAAUUGAAUAUUGAUCAAAGAUUAGGUGAUAAAGUUAUGAAGUAUGCAUUCCCUGAUGAAAGUCCAUUGUUAUUAAGAAAUACAGUUGAUAAUCCUGAUCAUGAAAAUGUUCAUGAUAAUGUUAAUGGUAACAAUAAUACAAAUGUGAAUGGUAAGAAAGAUGAAUCAAUGAUUGAUGGAGAUGAUUUAGUUGAUGAAAUUGAUGUAAAUAGAGAAAAUUUGGGUGUAUCAAAUGGGAAUAAAACAAAUGGUAAUAAUAAUAAUCCAAACAAUCUCCCAUCAAUUGCAGUUGAUGCAUCAUCAACAUUUAGAUCAGAUUAUAAUGUACCAAAACAAGAACAACAACAAGUUUCACCAAGAAGAUCAUUUUUCAGUUUUAGAUCAAGAGAUGAAGAAAGUUUCCAUAAUAGUCAAAGUAGUCAACAUGGAUCUUCAAUUUUUGAUCCAUCUGCUUUAUCACAUCAAAAUAAUCAUACUUCUACUACAGCUCCACUUAAUGAUGUAUUUGAAGAAAAUGAUGAAGAUGAUGAUGAAUUAGAAGAAAUGGUUAGAAGAGCUUCAAAUUAUUUAAGUAUUGUUUCAUUUAGAUUCAAGAGUUGUUUGGUUAGCAUUACAUAUAGAGGUCAUGGAGCUAAAAGAUUAAUUAAUGUAUCAGAUUUUGCAUUUACAUUACCAGAAAUUAUAUUUACAAAUAAAACAUGGACAUUAUUAGAUUUAACAAUGGCAAUUAAAAAAUUGGUUAUUAAGGCAUUAUUAAGUCAUAGUGGAUCAAUAAUUGGUAAUAAAUUAGUUCAACAUAAAAGGAAACGAGUUGAUGGAUUAAGAGAUAUUGGUGAUUAUGCAUCAUCAAGAAUAAGCUCAUUUAGAUCAAAUUGA